AUGGCGACAGCAAUCAGACCCUCCCCUAUUCAUACCCCUCCUACAUCCUCCCCACCUACACCACCUACCAAUUAUCCGACCUUCCCGAGACUAUCAUCUCCUUCAAUUAACAGGAAUGCUUCGACAUCAUCAUCGCGAUCUACGGCUACCACUUCCUCCACAUCAUCAGUACAAGCUGCACCAAUGAGACCGCCCCCCAUCGAGACCUCCACAGCAGCUACCAGCCGGUCUCAGCUACCUAGUCGAGCGGAGAGCGGUACGGAGAGUGACGCGGGAUACUCUGCACGACGGGGCUAUGGUGGUCCAGAAUUAGGUUCGGUAGGAGGGAGAGGAUGGGGUAGGAAUGGACCCAGAUCAGGUAGAAUGACACCAUCUCAUAUCAUCACUACGCCCUCACAUUCUCCCCCCAACACAAAUACUUCAAACGCUCACUGCAAUAGGCCUUCAACCUCUGAUUCAGCAGCUACGGUCUCACCUUCUACUCCACGCGCACCGAGAUAUCACGGGAACAGUCAAGAUCCCACGUCACCUGGUCCGUUAAAAGUGACCAUCUCGCUCGAUCCAAUGGACACGGUCGACCACGAUCAUCAUUCUAACACACCGCCAUCCCAUGCUUCUUCGCCCAUUCGAGGAAGAGAAGGACAUUUGACCGCCCCAUCCUCCCCGACUGACCCAUCUCGAUCCCCAGCAUUUGUAGGAGGCAAACAGCGGACGUUGAGUGUUGAUGCUGGACCGAGUUGGGCCCACCCCGGCAAAAGAAGUGGAUCAGCAGAUAGGGAGAGAGAGAGGAGACAGAGUCAAGUCUCGACUCAUUCUCAUUCUGGUUCAGGCCAGAUUAAGAAACCGAGCAUUAGAGACUUUGUACUUGGUGAGGAACUGGGUCAAGGCAGUUACAGUACCGUAUUCGCUGCAACUGCUGCUUCCUCAUCUUCCAACCAAUCUCCCACGUCUGCUAAACUGCCUCGGAAGUACGCCAUCAAGAUCAUCAAUCAGCAUCACCUGGUACAAGAGAAAAAGGUGAAAUAUGCUAUGAUUGAGAGGGAUGCUUUGGUGAGGUUAUCAACUCCACGUCAAUCCACUUCAUCUACCGCAGCGAGAGGUCAUCGACGGGGUUUAUCAAGCUCCUCUUCGGGUGGAUACGGCCCAUCACCUGGAACGGCUAGUAAACGCAAGUCUAUCGCUAGUAUAGGUAGUUCUGCGGGUACAGCCAGGAAAGAUUCAGGUGCGACUGUAACUCCUGGAAAUAACAGAGAUAGGUUGUCGAUCGUUACUACGGAUAGUGGACUGUCUUCAUCACCUCUAUCAAGCAAUGCGCCGUUAUCUCCUGUGAUGAAGACUUUGGCAGGUAGAAGACCGUCGAGGAACCUGGAACAAUAUCCUGAUAUGGUACCGGAACAGACUGAAGUCCUGUCCAGUGAAGAUAUACCGACCAGUAGUAGAUCCAGACCGCCUUCUCCGGUGAAAGAAGAACCUUCUAACCUGUAUUCAACCCCAACUCAAUCUACGCGUUCGAAAGUCGAUGAUCAUCCAUUACCUCCUCCAUCUACUGGAUACUCCACACCUGAGAUUCAGGGUAGCCCUAACAUCGGCUACGAAUCUAAUCAUUCACGCUCGACUAGAGAUAAUAGAGGUCAAACACCUAAGAAGAGGAGACAGUCUCUCGCUCCGUCCGAAAGAUCGGUGAAGUCUAGUAGUGGUAGGACAGGUCAGGCUCAUCCGGGUGUGAUCAGAUUGCAUUCCACUUUCAAUGAUAGUACCUCUCUGUACUUCGUACUUGACAUGGCGAGUAACGGAGAGCUGGCAACCUACAUCCGAAAAUACGGAUCCCUCGAUUUGAUUUCUGUCAAAUAUUACGCCGCUCAGUUAAUCGAUACCAUCGAAUUCAUGCAUGAGAAGGGGGUUGUGCAUCGUGACCUUAAACCAGAGAACAUCUUACUGGACGAUGACAUGCGAAUCAAAAUCACCGAUUUCGGAUCCGCUAAACUCCUUAACAAAGAUGAAGAACCUGUUGAUGAUGUGAAGAAGAGAUCUUUUGUUGGGUCGGCAGAUUUCGUUAGUCCUGAAGUAUUGAGGAACGAACCAGCCUCUGCAGCUUCGGACAUAUGGGCAUUCGGUUGUAUCUUAUAUCAAUUCUUGACUGGGAAACCGCCCUUCCGAGGAGCGACUGAUUACCUAACCUUUCAGAAGAUACUGAAAAGGGAGAUGGAAUUUCCGGAUGGGUUUGACGAGGAUGCAAAGGCAUUGGUGGAUCUGAUCUUAAAUCUUGAUCCUGCCCAACGUCCAUCCGUCCAAGAUAUCAAAUCUCAUCCUUUCUUCGCUCUUACAGAUUUCUCGAAUAUCUGGACAAUUCCCGCUCCGGCAAUGGCCACCGGUCUUACACAACCCGUGGCGACCCUUGCCAAUGUCGCUCCAGAUUCUGAUCUUUGGGCGGUAUUCGAUGACGAAGUCUCUGAUGGGGGAUUCGAGUAUGAUCGGGAUGAAGAGGAUGAACACGAACAACCGCAUGAGCAAGAAGGUGAACAUGACGAAUCGAUCGACCAUUCCAAAGAACCUAGACUCGAUAGACAUGCCGCUGCUCACGCCGUACGAAAUGUCGAUCAUCCUCAUAAAUCCGUUACAUACUCCCCUACCGAGGGGCCUCAUAUAGAUAUAGCCGAACAGUUAGAUCCACCCAAACCAUCUUAUUUAUCUCAUGGCAAUAACAGUCGGGAUGAGAGAAAAUCUAGAGGAUGGUCUCAUGGAAGUUCCAGUUCUGGUGGGAAUAGAUCUGCCUUGACAGGAUGGCUGGAAUCGAUGAGAAUAGGUAAUCACCAUUCUCCAGCUGGAAUACGAUCGAAUAGAACUAGUAGGACUAGUGUCAGAUCUGAGGAAUUGAGGGUUAUGAUGGGUAGUCAAACUUCUUCGAGCGGUACGACACCUGUGAAUCAACAAGGUUCGACCAAAUUGGUGAAUGGGGAGAUGAAGAGGUUGAAUUUGGGUAAUAUGGAUGAUAACAGUAAAUGGUCUUCAUUGUUACUAUCAAACGAACGAAUUGUCUUUUCUUCCCCUAUAAACGCUAGGACAUCUUCACCUUCCCUCCACCUCCCUUCAUUCCUCAUGCCAGCAUUCAAGAAACGUCAUUUGAUCCUGACCGACUUCCCACGACUGAUCACCGUCAAAGAUGAUACCUCUUCUCCCACACAUGCACCAGGUCAAGGCCAUUCACACUCACAUACACCUUCGUCUUCAUCCGCCGGCGAUACCGAUAACGGAAAUAUGAGAGUGAAAGGUGAAUGUGUCUUCGUAGUGAGACCGUCGAACGCUACGCAUCAUUCAUCAAUGUCUAAUGGAAGCACCAUCAACCCCAACCAGGGCACUGGCACUGGCACUGGGACCGGCGGUGUGUCAAAUAAAGUAAUUGAUGUUCAGGAGAAAGGAUCUAAAGGAUUUAUCGUUCAGACUGCCGGUACGACAUAUAUGUAUACUGCCGAUUCGACGGAAUUGAAAGAUCAAUGGCUGUCAACUAUCAAGAGAGUAACGGGAGUUUGA
Messenger RNA from Kwoniella mangroviensis CBS 8507, 3528 nucleotides. RefSeq lists its product as uncharacterized. Lineage: Eukaryota; Fungi; Basidiomycota; Tremellomycetes; Tremellales; Cryptococcaceae. The transcript has 9 exons. The record is from RefSeq and is a predicted model, not a curated record. Gene Ontology annotation, biological process: intracellular signal transduction; peptidyl-serine phosphorylation. Gene Ontology annotation, molecular function: protein serine/threonine kinase activity; ATP binding. The coding region runs from base 1 to 3528 and encodes 1175 amino acids.